UCUCUCUCUCUCUCUCUCACUCAUAUGGACGACACGAUAUUUCAUUAAAGAGCUACCAAGGCAUCAAAAUCUAAGAACUUCGAAGCCAUCGUAAGCUUUCAGCCAUGUUUUCGAAGCUCCUAACGUGGUUUCUCCUCAUGAGAUAUGCAGCUUCAAAAGAAGAUGGCGACGAUUUCAUUUACAACGGAUUCCGUGGCGCUAACAUGAGCUUGGACGGAGUAGCAGAGAUCACAUCGGAUGGCCUACUGCUUCUUACCAAUUCCAUACAACAAAAGAAGGGCCACGCCUUCUACCCCAUUCCUCUUCCCUUCAAAACUUCACAAGGUAAAACUCAAUCCUUCUCUACCAAUUUCGUCUUUGCAAUCGUACCCAAGUAUCCGAAUAUGAAUGGCUACGGGGUCACCUUCGUGAUUUCACCUUCGAAAUACUUCCCAGGAGGUCAAGUAGGCCAAUACAUGGGCAUCUUCAAUCAGAAUAACAUCGGCAAUUCAUCGAAUCACAUAGUUGCCAUCGAGCUCGACACAUAUCUUAAUCCAGAAUUCGGUGACAUCGAUGACAACCAUGUCGGAGUUGACAUCAAUGGCUUACAUUCCAACACGUCUGCUCCUGCAGCCUACUUUAGGAAAAUGAGUGGUGGGUUUGAGAAUGUAAGCCUUGUAAGCGGAGAACUGAUGCAUGUUUGGGUAGAAUACGAUGGUCUCCAAAACCAUCUAAAUGUAACAUUAUCUCCUAUCAAAUUACCUAAACCUGAUCGUCCCCUCUUGUCAUCGAUGGUGGAUCUUUCAUCAAUCAUGUUAGAUGAUAUGUAUGUCGGUUUCUCUUCAUCAACCAAGACGGUUCCUUCAGCCUAUUACAUCUUGGGAUGGAGCUUUAAGAUGAACGGUCAAGCUCAGGCCCUUGAUCUCAGGCACCUUCCUAAGCUUCCACGGAUAGGACCCAAAAAGAAAUCGAAGCUUUUAACAAUUGGGUUACCCGUAAUUGUGAUAUUUUUCACGUUAACGGCCAUCUUGGCUGUUGGUCUCAUUGUGAGAAGGAAGAUCAAGUUCGCAGAAGUACUAGAGGACUGGGAACAUGAAUACGGGACCCAUCGGUUUUUGUAUAAGGAUCUAUUCAUGGCCACUAAGGGCUUCACUGACAAAGAGGUCCUGGGGUUCGGGGGUUUUGGUAGGGUUUACCGAGGAGUUUUAUCGGCUUCGAAGAUUGAAGUGGCGGUGAAGAGAGUCUCUCACGAAUCUCGACAAGGGAUGCGGGAAUUCAUAUCUGAAAUCGUGAGCCUGGGCCGCCUCCGCCACCGGAACUUGGUGCGACUUCUCGGCUACUGCCGGCGAAAGAGAGAGCUGCUACUGGUCUAUGACUUCAUGCCCUAUGGAAGUCUGGACAAGUUCCUCUUCGACCAUCCAAAUUCAAUGCUGAGCUGGAGUAAACGGUUUCAGAUAAUUAAAGGAGUAGCUUCAGGGCUUCUCUACUUGCAUGAGGAGUGGGAGCAGGUGGUCCUUCACAGAGACAUCAAAGCCAGUAAUGUCUUAUUAGAUAGCGAGAUGAAUGGUAGAUUAGGCGACUUCGGCCUCGCCAGAUUGUAUGAUCAUGGGACGGAUCCACAGACGACACACAUGGUGGGGACCUUCGGAUAUCUUGCACCAGAGCUGACUAAGACGGGGAAGGCAACCACAAGCACUGACGUAUUUGCAUUCGGAGCUUUCAUGCUUGAGGUUGCUUGUGGGAGGAGGCCCAUCGAUCCCCAAGAUGAGGUGACCUUGGUCCAGUGGGUGUCGGAAUGCUGGAAGAGAGGGACAAUUCUGGCUGCUGCAGAUCCGAAACUGGGACUUGACUAUGAUGUGGAGGAGAUGGAGUUGGUGCUUAAGAUUGGAUUGCUGUGUUUGCAUCAAUUGCCGGCUGAAAGGCCGAACAUGCGGCAAGUAAUGCAGUUUUUGGACCGCAAUGCACCUUUACCCGAACUCUCAUCCGAUAGUCUGGGUGCAGCAAUCCUUGCAGUAGGCCAUUAUAAAAGGUCAGAUGAUCUACGCUUGUCAUAUCCUUCUUCUUUGGAACUAGGGUUUGCAAGCACUUCAUCGAUCGAAGGAUCGGUCCUCUCCGGUGGCCGUUGACGGACGAUGGUAAGGAGUUACGUGAUGGUGUGAGUUUGCUAUCCUUUAACGGACCGGUAGAUUUGCUAGAAGACAGAAAAUAGGAGCUAUGUAGACUAGAAAGUAACAAUGUAUUGGUGCUUUUUGGUUGACGUGGUACGCUUUUUUUUUCUUUAGCUUUACUACCACUUUUGUUGAAAUGUAGAGAAGUUUACUCGUUUAGUUUGUAAAGCUCGAGGCCAAAUGGAGGAGUUCUGUAUAACUACGAACAAGUGGGACUAUCUUUCUAUAAUCCAAACCGUUGAUGUUAUGAGCCUCACCUUUGAUUUGAGGACCAUAAUAUCAACGGUUUGGAUCUGGGAACCAUGGGUCCCGCUUGUACAAAGUGAGAUCCCGAAUCAUGGUUUAUAAAUAUUCAACCCAAGAAUUUUGUAAGCCCUCAGCUUCGAUUAGGUAUACACUGUUUAUUUAGCAUGCUUAGACAGUGGGAAACCCAGCACAUUUCAAAAUGAGAUCCAAGGAAGGCAUUUUGAAAAUCAUGUUGGGAUUCUAGCCCGCGGCCCCUGGACGGUCAGAGAUUAAUGUGCACCGAGUUCUCAGUACUGUACUCAGAAAGACUAUGGAUAAUACGAGUGUUAUUUUAUUUC
This is a messenger RNA of Magnolia sinica, 2731 nucleotides long. Its product is annotated as L-type lectin-domain containing receptor kinase SIT2-like. Gene Ontology annotation, biological process: protein phosphorylation. The transcript has a single exon. Gene Ontology annotation, cellular component: plasma membrane. Gene Ontology annotation, molecular function: protein kinase activity; ATP binding; carbohydrate binding. The record is from RefSeq and is a predicted model, not a curated record. The coding region runs from base 105 to 2105 and encodes 666 amino acids. Lineage: Eukaryota; Viridiplantae; Streptophyta; Magnoliopsida; Magnoliales; Magnoliaceae.